AUGGACAUGCUCGCCGGUCUGGUGGAUACAGCACUUGCCUCAACGCACAUGGACGCUAUCGAUGCCCUUCGAGCCUUCUUCAUCCUCGCAUCUUGUACGAUUCUGUCGGUCAGCUUGUUGCCGGACUCGUUGCACUCGCGCUUCGUUAUUUAUGGCGCUCGUGCAACAUCAACCGACUCGAAGCCCCCCUCUGCCCCAGCGUCCACAACUUCCUCCUCCUCACCCUCGUCAUCCCCAGCAACAACACGCAUCCUCGACUACCUUGCCUCCCUGAGAGUCCCUCACAGCUACUUCACGCAAUUCUAUGUCGCUUCCGUGGCAGCCUCGGUCUUUUGGGGCGUGCAGCUCCUUUGCCGUGGCGCUGCGUUCCAGGCCUUUGCAAUGAGGGUUAGCCCAGAUCACCUGCAGAGGUCCAUGACGAUAAACCAAAUUUUGCUUUGUUGGGUGUGCAUGCUUCUCCAGGGGGUAAGGCGGUUGUAUGAGUGCUUCGUGUUCUCGAGGCCAUCCGCGUCUCGAAUGUGGUUUAUUCACUGGCUCGUAGGCCUUGCUUUCUACCUGGGGAUGUCGGUUGCGGUCUGGGCUGAAGGAGCAGGCACGCUUCUGGCCCGCCCAAUUGCCCUCGAUGAUGUGAAGGUCACCAUAGCCCCUUCACUCCGCACCUUCGUCUUCCUUCCGAUUUUUCUGCUCGCAUCCGGUCUCCAGCACGAUGCUCACCACUAUCUCUUCUCCCUAAAGAAGUAUACCCUGCCGACUCACCCUCUGUUCCACAGGCUUGUAUGCCCGCACUAUACGGCAGAGUGUGUCAUCUACUUGUCCCUGGCAUUCUUAGCCGCUCCGCAGGGGGGAACCAUUAAUAAGACGAUUUUGGCGGCUAUGGCCUUUGUGGCCAUCAACCUUGGCCUGACAACGGCCAACACCCGACGAUGGUAUAUUCAGAAAUUCGGCAGAAGUUCAAUGCAAGGGAAGUGGAAUAUGAUUCCAGGCAUAUACUGA
This is a messenger RNA of Aspergillus aculeatus ATCC 16872, 993 nucleotides long. RefSeq names its product putative 3-oxo-5-alpha-steroid 4-dehydrogenase. The transcript is spliced from 3 exons. Gene Ontology annotation, cellular component: endoplasmic reticulum. Gene Ontology annotation, biological process: dolichol-linked oligosaccharide biosynthetic process; polyprenol catabolic process. Gene Ontology annotation, molecular function: 3-oxo-5-alpha-steroid 4-dehydrogenase activity. The coding region runs from base 1 to 993 and encodes 330 amino acids. Lineage: Eukaryota; Fungi; Ascomycota; Eurotiomycetes; Eurotiales; Aspergillaceae. The record is from RefSeq and is a predicted model, not a curated record.